UCCAAGAUGGAAGGUGAGGGUUUAAAAAAAAAAAAAAAAGAAUGUCAUUAUUCCGAAUCUCGUCCUCAUCUUUUCCAAUACAGGGAUAGUCCUUGGACAAGUCAGUCAUCCGCUGUUGGUUUAGAUUUAAUAUCUAUGGGCUCUGAUGCAGGCAGAUUAAAUGACCGCUUUUUGUAUUUGAACCAAAAUGAUGAUUGUUAUAAUAAAUAGCAAUAAUAAGUGCUUCUGUCAUCCCUUUUCUCCUCUAUCCUCCUCCCCCUGGCCAUGCCCCUCAUCAGGGCAGCAGCAUGGACUUAGGCAGCGACUGACUGAGCCUGGAGACCCUGGUGUCCAGAAGGACGUUCCCUAGGGGGCAGCUGCGUCCGCCCACACUUCCCAGGAACCCCUCUGAUCCUGAGCCCUUGGAGAAGCAUCCCCAUGAAGGUGUCCAGUCAUGCAAUGCUCCUGGAAGGCUGUCCUCCUCCUUGCCUUGGCCUCCAUCGCUAUCCAGUACACGGCCAUCCGAACCCUCACCGCCAAGUCCUUCCACGCCUGCCCGGUGCCCAGCCCCGUGAACUGUAGCCCCGGCCCAGGGGAGGCUGAGAUGGCCGAGCGGCUCUGCGAGGAGAGCCCCACUUUUGGCUACAACCUCUCAAGGAAGACCCACAUCCUCAUCCUGGCCACCACCCGCAGCGGCUCCUCCUUUGUGGGCCAGCUCUUUAACCAGCACCUGGAUUUCUUCUACCUUUUCGAGCCCCUCUAUCACGUCCAGUACACUCUCCUCCCUCGCUUCACCCAGAGCAGGAACCCCUCGGACAGGCGGGUCAUGCUGGGGGCCAGCCGCGACCUGCUGCGCAGCCUCUACGACUGCGACCUCUACUUCUUGGAGAACUACAUCAAGCCUCCUCCCGUCAACCACACCACGGACAGAAUCUUCCGCCGGGGGGCCAGCAAGGCGCUCUGCUCGCCCCCGGUGUGCGAGGCCCAAGGCCCAGUGGACAUGAACCUGGAGGAGGGGGACUGUGUCCGCAAGUGCGGCCUCCUGAACUUGACCCUGGCAGCGGAGGCCUGCCGGGAGCGGAGCCACGUGGCCAUCAAGACGGUGAGGGUCCCGGAGGUGAACGACUUGCGGGCCCUCGUGGAGGACCCCAGGCUCAACCUCAAGGUCAUCCAGCUGGUCCGGGACCCUCGGGGCAUCCUCGCCUCCCGCAGCGAGACGUUCCGGGACACGUACCGGCUGUGGCGGAUAUGGGACGGCACCGGCAGGAAGCCCUACAACCUGGACGUGAGCCAGCUCACCACCGUCUGCGAGGACUUCUGGAACUCCGUGUCCACCGGCCUGACCCGGCCGCCGUGGCUGAAGGGCAAGUACAUGCUGGUGCGCUACGAGGACCUGGCCCGGAACCCCAUGAAGAAGACCGAGGAGAUCUACGGCUUCCUGGGCAUCCCUCUGGACAGCCACGUCGAGCGCUGGAUCCACAACAACACGCGCGCCGACCGCUUCUCCUCCAAGCACAAGUACGGCACGCUGCGCAACUCGGCGGCCACGGCCGAGAAGUGGCGCUUCCGCCUCUCCUACGACAUCGUGGCCUUCACCCAGAACGCCUGCCAGCAGGUGCUGGCCCAGCUGGGCUACAAGGUGGCCGCCUCGGAGCAGGAGCUCAAGAACCUGUCCGUGAGCCUGGUGGAGGAGCGCCACUUCCACCCCUUCUUGUGACCACGGGGCUGGGGGCGGGGCCGGGGGCGGGCGCGGGGGCCGGCUCGGACGCGGAGGACCAUUUCUAACUGUUGCCUUAUCCCCUGCCCUUCCCCACCUCCUGUCGUCGUCGUGCCCUUCCCACCCCCUCGCCUUUCUCUUUUUUCUCCGAAAUUUGCACUACGUCCUCCACGGACGGACGGACGUCACUAGGGAACGGAGGGGAACGAGGAGGGGGACGGUGCCCCCCGCCCACGGAAGCGGGCUCCCUCUGCGGAAGGCUAACAAUGUUUACAAACCACACACACACUCCCAACACCCAAGACACAGCUCCUCUCUCAAGCUUCCCCCGCGGAAGGGUUUUUGGGGGUUCUUGUACCUUUUUGCACUGUUUACUUUUACAAGGUAAGAGAUUAAAAAGAAAAGGACCUUCUCUAAUUUAUGAAUGGUGUCCCUCCCGGCCCUGCCCCCCAUCUUCUCUUCCCCUCCCCCACUCCAGGAGGAGCGCCGGCCCCGGCUCCCCCUCUGCACAUUGGUGAAGUUUCUUUUUUCUGUGAGGUGAAUGUGGAUUUCCUCGCCCCCCCCUCACCCCCAGUCUGUUGCAAUAAUGUCGUUUGUCUGAGUCUUGUUGCUGGGCCUGGUCGCUGAUUGGUGUAUGAGUCCCCGUGGGCUCUUAGGGUUCACCUGUGACAUUUUUUUUUUGUGCCAAAAAGAAAAAAAAAAGAAAAAAAAAGUCGGGUUGGUUUGCUAAUCAAAGAAUGGACUGCUUUCUCUGUGUUUUCUGUAAAUAAAAGAGGUCACUGUUGU
Messenger RNA from Gracilinanus agilis (Agile Gracile Mouse Opossum), 2482 nucleotides. It is a transcript of the gene CHST1, whose product is annotated as carbohydrate sulfotransferase 1. NCBI's taxonomy places the organism in Eukaryota, Metazoa, Chordata, Mammalia, Didelphimorphia, Didelphidae. The coding region runs from base 434 to 1696 and encodes 420 amino acids. The record is from RefSeq and is a predicted model, not a curated record. Gene Ontology annotation, molecular function: N-acetylglucosamine 6-O-sulfotransferase activity; keratan sulfotransferase activity. Gene Ontology annotation, biological process: keratan sulfate proteoglycan metabolic process; N-acetylglucosamine metabolic process; carbohydrate metabolic process. The transcript is spliced from 2 exons. Gene Ontology annotation, cellular component: Golgi membrane.